AAAUUUUUUAAAAACUUGACGAAAAAAAUUACAACUUUCCUUUAAUACCCUGCAAAAUACUUCAUCGUCCCCCGAAACUAUUUUUUCCCUGAAGAAAUAGGUUUGGUUUCUGAGAGGAAGUUUGUGGAAUCUAGUGAGAGGGUAGAGAAAGAUGUUGAGUGCGACGGCGAUCGGCGCGUUGUUGGGUUUGGGAACCCAGAUGUACUCCAAUGCUCUCCGCAAACUCCCCUACAUGCGCCAUCCGUGGGAGCACGUGGUCGGAAUGGGGUUGGGAGCGGUAUUUGUGAACCAGCUUCUCAAAUGGGAGGCCCAAGUGGAGCAAGACCUCGACAAGAUGCUCGAAAAGGCCAAAGCCGCCAACGAAAGACGUUACAUAGAUGGAGAUGAUGAUUAAUGCCUGUCUUCAAGGAUUGUAGCAUUUGGUGAAAAUAAUCAUGAAAUAUGUUGAACUUGUUGCCUUUGUUUUCUGAUUUCAUAGUGCUAUGUUUGUAAGGCUGUUAAUCAGACUAUUUUGUGCACAUGCUUUUGAAAGCAGUGAAAUUGUUGUAAGUGAUAAUGUUCUGGCCAUGUGGCUUCAUUGGUAAUAAGAUUAAAUCCGACGAUUUGCUUGACUUUAUAUCACGA
This is a messenger RNA of Glycine soja, 624 nucleotides long. RefSeq lists its product as uncharacterized. The record is from RefSeq and is a predicted model, not a curated record. NCBI's taxonomy places the organism in Eukaryota, Viridiplantae, Streptophyta, Magnoliopsida, Fabales, Fabaceae. Bases 152 to 394 code for a protein of 80 amino acids. The transcript is spliced from 3 exons.